Messenger RNA from Polistes canadensis, 1055 nucleotides. Its product is annotated as circadian clock-controlled protein-like. The coding region runs from base 54 to 815 and encodes 253 amino acids. The transcript has 5 exons. The record is from RefSeq and is a predicted model, not a curated record. NCBI's taxonomy places the organism in Eukaryota, Metazoa, Arthropoda, Insecta, Hymenoptera, Vespidae.
GCGAGUAGCUAUAAUUGCCCAGGUUCGCUUGAAGAUUUUUAAUCGACUUGAAAAUGUCGCUGAGAUCGUUCAGUCUCGUCUUCGCAGUCGUGAUCGCGUAUUUAUUUGUUUUCGUUGCCAGUGAACAACAAUUGAAACUUCCUGCUGAAGUAAAGACAUGCAAAAGAGAUGCAGAUGAUUUCGCAUCCUGUUUGAGAUUGGCUUGUCAAGAAUCAUGGCCAUUAUUUGUUAAAGGUAUUCCCGAGUUUGAUAUGCCUCCUUUAGAUCCUUUCUACGACGAGUAUAGUUUAUUUGAAUUUGGAAGUAAUGAACUUCAUGGGAAAAUAAGUACUAAGGAUAUUUAUUAUUAUGGUUUCAAGAAUAUGAAAUUUUUGGCCGUAAGACCUGAAUACACUGGUGAUAGAUUUAAAUUAGAAGUCGACUUAUCUAUGCCUAAAGGUCUUGCUGAAGGACAUUUUAAUAUUGAUGCUAAUUUGGUCAAUUUCAAACUCAAUGGAGAAGGUCAAUUUAAUGUUAGUGCAGAAGACAUAAAAGUAACCUGGUUUAUAUCUGGUCCGGUCAAAAAUGAUAGAUGGAUAAUUGAAGAAUAUCGUCCAAGACCUCAAAUACGUAAAUUAAAAGUAUGGGCUGAUAAUUUCUUCAAUGGCAACCCUGAACUAUCCAAAGUUUUAUUGAAUUUUAUAAAUGAAUUUUGGCCAACUAUAUACCGUGGAAUGCUUCCAUUCGUAGAAGAUGUAUGGAACAAAAAAUACUCUCCUAUAUUAAAUCAUUUCUUUUCUAAACUUUCCUUCAACGAAGUCUUUCCUACUUCAUAAAAAAAACUUUGUUUCUAUUACUACUUCUUACGUUUUUUUUUUUAUAAUGAUAAUCAUACAAAUAAUAAAAAUUAAUGUAUUCGCGAACGUAAGAACGUAAAAGUUGGUGGUAGAAAUAAACACAUUAUUUUUUAAGAAUUUCAUGCAUACUCGUACGAAGGUAAUGAAAUUACUAUUGUUUGUGUGUGUCGUUAGUUUUUUCUUUUGAAUACAUAAAAAUAAUGAUAGGAGAAAGUAUCU